AUGACACGCAGCAAUCUGAGUAGCACAAGCUCCAAGCUGCGGAACAGCUGCCACUCAUGCGCUGUUUCGAAAGUCAAGUGCCCCAAGGAGAAGCCAACAUGUUCCAAAUGCGAGAGUCGUGGCAUCGCCUGUCAAUACUUCCUCGCCAGACGU
This is a messenger RNA of Cryphonectria parasitica EP155, 153 nucleotides long. RefSeq lists its product as uncharacterized. Gene Ontology annotation, molecular function: zinc ion binding; DNA-binding transcription factor activity, RNA polymerase II-specific. Gene Ontology annotation, biological process: regulation of DNA-templated transcription. The record is from RefSeq and is a predicted model, not a curated record. The annotation marks the transcript as partial. Lineage: Eukaryota; Fungi; Ascomycota; Sordariomycetes; Diaporthales; Cryphonectriaceae. The transcript has a single exon.